GACGCUGAGGCGCGGGGCGCGGGGGCCGCGGGGCGCGGGGGCGGCGGCGCCAUGUGCUCCGGGGGGACGCUGAGCAUCCUCCGCAGCGACUCCUACGCUGACCUCAGCCAGUACCGGGACCAGCACUUCCGGGGGACGCGGUACGACCAGGAGCGGCUGCUGAGGAAGAGCUCCACGCUGUACGUGGGGAACCUCUCCUUCUACACCACAGAGGAGCAGAUCCACGAGCUCUUUGGCAAGAGCGGCGACAUCAAGAAGGUCAUCAUGGGGCUGGACAAAGUGAAGAAAACCGCCUGCGGCUUCUGCUUCGUGGAGUAUUAUGCAAGAGGAGAUGCUGAAAAUGCAAUGCGCUACAUCAACGGAACCAGACUUGAUGACAGGAUCAUAAGGACCGACUGGGAUGCAGGAUUUAAGGAGGGUAGACAAUAUGGACGUGGAAGAUCAGGAGGCCAGGUCCGAGACGAGUAUCGGCAAGACUACGAUGCUGGAAGAGGUGGCUAUGGCAAAACUGUUCAGUGCCAGUGAACAGUGAAUGACUCCUCAGCCUUGCAGGAGAUCUAGAUCUACAUUGUAAAUGUUACAAGGCACAAAGUAGGUCUGUUGCACACAAAUUUAUGUAGCUAGAGAUUCACAGAAACUGCUCUCCAUGUUCCUGUGAUCACGUAGUGUGUUCAAUAUCUCUUUAUGUUUUAAUACCAGGAUCCAAAGCAUUGCAGAGUACAUUAAUACAGAGGACUUGGGAGCAAGGUUUUAAGCACUAGUGUGGGUGAGGCUUUGGUGUCUUAAUGCUGCUGGAACUCUACUAAAAGGAAGAAAGGUUUAAUGGUAUGGUGCUUUUUUUAAGGGUAAAACUUGAUUAUUCUGUCACUGGGUUUUGUUUACAUUCAUAUCACAGGGUAGAGAGCGGCAAUAAAAGAGGCUUGGUUUAUGUUUCAGAAAUGAAAGAAUAAGGUGAAGAGCAUGAAAAAGAAGGGGAAUUUCUAGGGACAUUUUCUAGUUUCUAGGGAAGUUGUAGAUUUUCUGGGGUUAGUCAGUUAACAUCCUUGUACACUGAUGCUGUUCCUAGCACACCUAAUGAACAGCCACAAUAAGACCAAGUCAGAUUGAUGAGCUCAGGAAUCAUGAGGAGCAGGCCUAGCAGAGAGCAGAAAACAGACUCUUGCAGCUUUCUGUGAAAGAUAAUGUGAUUGCAUGACUAGGUGAUACAGAACCAUUUUGCUUUCUGGGUUACAGAGAACAGCAACUGUAAGAAUUACAGUAGUAACUACUGGAGUAGUAGUAUUUUGCUUCUGCCUCCUAGCUCUCCACAGCCUUAAUAUUUGAGGAACAGUGUCUUUCCUGUGCCUGCAGGAGUAGUACAAAGCCAAGUUCUACAGGUACCCCCAAAAACAGGACUUUGAGGAACUGUGUGUAUAGUGAGAAAUUUGUUCUCAAAAUAAUUUUCUAUUGGAGAAACCUGAUUUCAGAUAAAGGUAAAAAUUUAAAAAGAUGAGUUUUGGGAGAAGCCUUACUUUCUACUGAGCAUGUGGAAAGAUUGGGAGAAGAAUUGCAGGACUGUAUAGAUUUAUUUUUUUUUUUUCCCCAUCUGGAUCUUAUUAAUACUGAUGGUUUAUAUGACAGGAUUUUCAUGUACUCCAGACUUAGGAAUAAAAAUAAUUGGUCAUCCCAAGAUCUUUGAAAUUGAGCUGCUGAAAUGAAAUAGUUUAAAAUAAACUGUUAUAGGGCUUUGGAUUAUUUUUUCUCGACUAUUGAGUUCUUUGGAAAUGGCAAUUCAUCAAGUUUUGUCCAAAUACCUUGUUGUCCAUGACUCCAUAUAAACCUUCAAAAUACCAGGUAUUGAAAAGUUGAUCUUUACUUACUGAAGGUAUUGUUGGAAAUCUUGAUGUGUUUCUGGUGCACUGUUUGUCACAACUGUUACUGUAAAUUGGAAAUACAGUGAGGUAGAACAACUGCAAUGAGACUCUGCUUACUUAGGAAGCAAGGUUUUGGCUGGGCUGUGGGUUUUUUGGCACGUAGAGUAAAACUAGAUUUUCCAGAUGCCUUGGUGGUGGUCUGCAAACUAGGCUUUGAACAAAGUUACCUUUUUCUACCUAGUACAUUUGCUUAUGAGUUUACAGCCUGUAAUUGCUCUAGGACACCCCUGAAGUUUACUUUUCCUUGUAUCAGUUUUGUGUACAAAUUUGUGUUUCCAAAACUCUUAAGUCACUUUCAAAUAAAGCUACAACAUUAAAA
This is a messenger RNA of Apus apus (common swift), 2232 nucleotides long. It is a transcript of the gene NCBP2, whose product is annotated as nuclear cap binding protein subunit 2. The coding region runs from base 52 to 525 and encodes 157 amino acids. Gene Ontology annotation, molecular function: RNA cap binding. Gene Ontology annotation, cellular component: nuclear cap binding complex. NCBI's taxonomy places the organism in Eukaryota, Metazoa, Chordata, Aves, Apodiformes, Apodidae. The record is from RefSeq and is a predicted model, not a curated record. The transcript is spliced from 4 exons. Gene Ontology annotation, biological process: mRNA cis splicing, via spliceosome.